Molecule: messenger RNA, 2468 nt
Organism: Rhipicephalus sanguineus (brown dog tick)
Lineage: Eukaryota; Metazoa; Arthropoda; Arachnida; Ixodida; Ixodidae
Product: innexin unc-9
Exons: 3
Coding region: 318-1718 (466 amino acids)
Cellular component (GO): gap junction; plasma membrane
Molecular function (GO): gap junction channel activity
Source: RefSeq, a predicted model, not a curated record
GUGCGCAUGCGCGGUUGCAGGUGAGUGGGGCCAUGGCGGCCGGGCAGCGCAGCGCCGCUAAGGCGGCCUGGCUGCUGCAGGUGGCAUGCUAGCCCGGGCUGCCAUGCGCCAGCGCAGCGGUCCCGGCAGCAGCAGCAGCAGCGUGAGAGCGGCGGCGGCGGCGGCGGCGGCACCGGCGGUUGCGGCACCGGCGGCGGGGGCCCGGGCGACCCAGAGCGGCCAGCAGGCACCGCGGCGUUCGCGCAGCGCCCCGAAGCGUCACCACGGAUCACGCGCAGGCGCCGCACGACCAUCAGCCGGCUGGCGAAGGCAAGAGCAUGUCCUUCCUGUUCCGCUUCCACGACCUGAUCGGAGGCAUCCAUGUGCCCAUCGACGACGGCGUGGACAAGCUGAACCGCAAGUACACCCUGGUGGUGUUCCUGUUCCUGGCGCUUCCCAUCUUUACGCGCCAGUACAUCGGCGACCCAAUCGAGUGCUUCACGCCGACUUAUUUCACGGACGCCCAGGCGCGCUUUGUCAACAGCUACUGCUGGACAGCCUCCACAUACUACCUGGUGAGCGACGCCGAGGGCGACGAGGCGGCCGAAGCUCCGCCGCGAGAGCCGCCGGACCCGCGAGUGCAGCCUGAGGAGCUGGACUACGCGGGCUUCGAGACCCCGCCGGCCGGUGGCGCCGAGCGCCUGCGGCGCGUGCACGUCUCGUACUACCAGUGGGCGCCGCUGAUCCUGCUCGUGCAGGGCUGCUGCUUUCACCUGCCCUUCGUGCUGUGGGGCGCGUGCGCGCACAGCGCGGGCGUCAAGCUGCGCCGGCUGCUCAAGCGGGCCUCGGACAUCGCCAGCCUGCCGCCGGGCUGCCAGCAGCGCGAGGCCCUCCUGUCCGAGUUCGUGGAUCAGUUCCACACGCUGGUGGCCGGCAGCGCGGGCUGCUGCACGGACCCGGCCUGCGGCCUCCCGCUCGCCUGCCGCUGCGUGGGCGGCCCCACGCGCUACCUCUGCCUACUCUACCUGCUGGUCAAAUCGCUCUACGUGCUCAACGUGGGCCUCCAGUUCCUGCUGCUCACGGCCUUCCUGGGCCGCGGCUUCUUGCGCCACGGCCUCGAGCUGGCACGACGGCUGGCCGCCGACGGCGACUGGUGGAACUCGCCGCGGUUCCCGCUGCAGACGCUGUGCCAGGUGCGAGCCGCGCUCCAGGGCGGCCUGCGCACCUACCUCUGCCGCUGCGUACUGCCCAUCAACGUGUUCAACGAGAAGAUCUUCUCCGUCGUAUGGUUCUACCUGGCGCUCCUGCUGCCGCUGAACCUGGCCAGCCUGCUGCUCUGGCUGUGGCGCUGCUUCCGCUGCAACCGGUUCGCCUUCGUGCGGCUCUGCCUCUGGAGGACCCGCAUGGUGAGCCUGGGCGAGCUGUCGCGCGUCUCGCGCAAGAUCGCCGUCAACUACCUGGGCUGGGACGGCGUGUUCGUGCUGCGCCUCAUCGAGAACAACCAUGGCAGCGCCAUGGCCACCGUCAUCCUGGGCCGCCUGUACGACUUCUACGCCAACCAGAUGAAGGCGCAGGACGACGGCUCCGACGUGGAGCUGGGCCCCAUGCCGCCCUCGGUGGCCGCCCAACAGACCGGCACCAUGCACCCGUGCCACGGCGCGCCCUGUCACGGCGGCGCGGCCGCGCCCUGCGCCCACCAGUUCGGUGCCAGGCGGCCCGGGGGCUACUGGGGCAAGUGAGCGCGCAGCAGGGACCUAGCCAGUUACCGUAGCCGGCCCUACGGCCGCUAGGCUCGCCUAGAGCACACACAUGUAUCCCAGAGAGGGCCGCCCUCGCUAUGCAAGCCCGGCGAGGCGGCUUCCACACCGCCUCGCGCGCGGCACCGUGUAUCUCUAUCGCCCCGGGCCCUGCUGCGGCCGCUGGCCCCAAUGGCAGCCAGACCCCUUGGUACCGCCUGGGGGCGCCUCUCUCUCUCGAGGGGGCCGCCCCGACUAGUAGCUCGCCAGGGGCCGCUUACCGCCGGCGGUGCGAGGACCGCUGCCGCCGCGCAAGGACCGCCGCUCUCCGGGCAGCCUGCACGCAGGCAGAGCCUUCCAGCCCGGACGACGACGGCCAGGACCACACGAGACGUUCUCUGUGUCGCAGGUCUUCCGGCCCAAGGGCAGCCUCUCGGGCCGAUACCGCGUGGCGUGGUGGCGGGUCCCGCAGGGCCGGCGAGAAGCGUUCCUGCACGGCGAGAUCCCGCCCUGGCGAGCACCCGUUGGGACCCAGCGGGAAGCGCUCGGCUUCCGCACCAGCCGUUCGGACUGCCAACUCGCGACUCAGAGGCGAACGUAGAAGUCAUUGCCAAGUAUUUCAUGCUUAACCACAUCAGCUGAUAUUAUUUGCUAACGGGCUCUGGAGCGAAGAAACAAUCUUAAAUUACUCAUCCAGAAUAUGUUCCUAGCUGCGAAUUCUAAUAAACGGACAAACGGGAGUAAACCCCCAAC